Messenger RNA from Halteromyces radiatus, 1623 nucleotides. Its product is annotated as WD40-repeat-containing domain protein. NCBI's taxonomy places the organism in Eukaryota, Fungi, Mucoromycota, Mucoromycetes, Mucorales, Cunninghamellaceae. The transcript is spliced from 8 exons. The coding region runs from base 1 to 1623 and encodes 540 amino acids. Gene Ontology annotation, cellular component: histone deacetylase complex. Gene Ontology annotation, molecular function: transcription corepressor activity; protein binding. Gene Ontology annotation, biological process: regulation of transcription by RNA polymerase II. The record is from RefSeq and is a predicted model, not a curated record.
AUGACACUUACAAGUGAAGAAGUCAAUGCUAUAGUAUAUAGAUACUUACAAGAAUCCGGAUUUCGCCACUCUUCAUUCGCUUUUCAAUACGAAAGUCAAGUAGAAAAAUCUAUAUAUCGUGAUGCCACCAUUCAACCUGGGAUGCUUAUCAAUGUGAUUCACAAAGGAUUACAAUUUAUGGAUAUUGAAGCUCAUAUGAACGAAGAAGGUGAAUUAGUCGAAUGUAAUGCCCCAUUCUCUCUAUUAGGACAUCAUGAAUGUGAUUUAACCGGUAAUAGUUAUCGAGAACAACCACAAAUAUCUUCACCUACACCGAGUACCAAACGCCAACGAAAAGAGGAUCGCAAAGAAAAGAAAGAACGGGAAAAACGACCAAGAAAGGAUGAUACUAUGGAAAAUGUAGAAUCAAUACCAGUUCCACCAACAUCAUCACAAUUGGAUCAGACCGAGAUCGUACCUCCAUCCGAGAAAUUAGUACCAACAACACAACCUACUAUUAUUGAUUCUUCCGAUGCUGUGAUCUUGACUGGACAUCAAAGUGAAGUGUUUUCUUGUUCUUGGAAUCCUAUCGUUUCCAACCUAUUGGCCUCUGGAUCUGGUGAUGCAACGGCAAGAUUAUGGAAAGUACCUGAUGCUAAAGGUGAAACGACAGAACCUAUCGUAUUGAAUCAUUUACCAAAUCUUAAUGAUAGUAAGGAUGUAACAACACUUGAUUGGAAUCCUACUGGUACUUUAUUAGCUUCAGGAUCUUACGAUGGACAAGCUCGUAUCUGGACUCAAAAAGGACAACUUCGAUUUGUAAUGGAACAACAUCGAGGACCAAUUUUCUCACUGAAAUGGAAUAUGAAAGGUGAUUUGGUACUUAGUGGUAGUGCUGAUACAACUACGGUGGUAUGGGAUCCAAAAACUGGUGAAAUGAAACAACAAUUUGAAUUACAUUCAUUGGCUAUUUUAGACGUGGAUUGGAUGGAUAAUACAACCUUUGCUUCAUGCUCAUCGGAUAAAACGAUCUAUGUAUGUCGAGUAGGAUCAACAGAACCACUGAAAAAAUGGGUUGGCCAUGAAGAUGAAAUCAAUGCUGUGCGGUGGGAUCCCAGUGGACAAUAUUUGGCAUCAUGUUCUGAUGAUAUGACAACUAAGAUUUGGUCACUUUCUUCUGAUGAACCUAUUCAAGAAAUCCGUGGACAUCGACUUCAAAUCUAUACUUUACAAUGGGCACCUCUUACGAUCAACGAUGAUGACGAUACGAAUGAUGAUGUGGAUAUGGACAAUAAUGGAUUACAGAAACGACAAAAGCAACGACGACCACCAAGGCGCCUUUUGGCUACCGGUAGUUUUGACGCGACAAUACGUUUAUGGGAUCCAUUGACAGGAAAUUGUUUACAUGUAUUGAAAAACCAUUCGGAAGCGGUAUACUCUAUUUCAUUCAGUCCUGAUGCACGAUUAUUGGCUUCGGGUAGUUUUGACGAAUUACUCAAUGUAUGGGACGUGAAGACUGGUACUCUACAAAAAACAUUCAAGGCAGAUGGUGGUAUUUUUGAAGUACAUUUCAAUAAGGACGGUUCUAAAUUGGCAGCGUGCACAUCAAAUAAACAGGUGGUCAUUUUGGAUAUGAAAUCAUAG